GAGAUGCUCAAAUCAGCUGCUUUUAGAGAUAUCACGUAACUUACAAGUUAAUAAAUGAUCUGUCUUAAGAAAAACAUUGACCUGUUCAACAAAGAUGAGCUUGUUUUUCAGAGAAAUUGGUGAAGGGUGGAAAUUAUUUUUAUAACUGUUCAAAUGGACAAUGAACCUAAUCAUUCCACUGAAUUCAAUACAAAACAAGUUGAGUUUGAGAUUUUUUUUGUUGUUCAGAGAUGCUUCAUUGUCUCAGAAGAUUGUCAUGAAACAUUCUCUUAGUUUUGGGAAAAAAAAAUAGAAUAAAGUGGAUAAAAAUAAAAUCCAGGCUAAGAUAAGAGAUUUUUACUGGCAAUGAAUCGUUCUUUUGGCCAUGAAGCAAAUAAAUUAAUUCCCAUUAAAUGUAAGAAAAAGAAGAAAAGGAGGACAAACUAAUUCACCAGUUAAUACUUUAUUGGUUCAGGUUCUACUCUAACUUUCAGAUUUACAUCAAUUAUACAUCAAUUAUACAUGUUAUAAUCCUGUCACAACAACAAAAAACAACCAAAUUCUAAUUGUUCACAAGUUGUAUUUGGGCUGUCAUUUCAGAAAAAACAAGAGUCAUUUGUAAGUUUCAAUGGAAUUUAUGUAAUGGAUUGUGAGAUAAGAUGAUGAUGAGGACGAUGAUGAUGAUAAAGGAAACCCCCCCCCCCCCCUCUGGGUGUUUCUAUAAAUAUGUCAAUAAGAGUAGAGUAAAUCAGUAAUAGUGCUCACUUUCAGGUCAAUACUUGUGAGACCUGACCCAGCUGAGGCCAUGCAUGUCCUGAUUGUCUUCGCCUGCUUCAUGGCCUCCGCCGCCCGCAGCGCGCCUCUGCCGGAGAGCGGCAGCGCACUUGUUGAGGAUCCGCGGUUCCAGGAGAUCCUGCAGAGGAGCCGCAGCUUGACGCAAAAGAUCCUGGACUCCAUAGCCGACACGCACAGCUCCUGCAUUCACACAGAGACCCUAAAGUUGGAUUCUUCAGACAUCGGCAGGUUUUCAACCAUGGCGACCAACAUUGGCAUCCCCCCGGCUCCUGUACUCACAGCGGUUUCAGAAAAUUUCACUCUGGAAACUGGUUUGAGAGUGAUGCAUGAUGGGCUGCAGCUGCACCAAGGGUUGCUGAGCUCCAUCGCCCCUCGACUAGCAGAGAAAGACAAAGUGGUUGCAUUGAUGUCCGAUGUCCGAGAUCUAAAAAUCCAGAUUGCUAAGAUGCAGAAAAUGAACCAAUCGCACAUCGCAGCGCCCCCCACGUCGGGCUCGGUGGAACUGCGCCUCCCGGGGGAAUUUGAGGUCCAGGUGGCGGCUCACCUGACCCUGGUCCAGCUGCAGGCGUUCAGCUGGGACGUGGCGCGUUGCCUCAGGAGUCUGGACCGCAGCACCGGCGAUGACAACCAGAGCUGACCAAAGAUCGUUGUAUUCCUCUUUCAGCCUGAGCUGAAAACCUACGUUGCCAGUUUUUGUUAUAUUUAUUGAUCUGCUAGCAGAUUAUUUAUUUGUUAAAUCUAUUUUUAUUUAUAUAUUUAUUUCGAGAGAUGCAUUGUAUUUAUUUAGGAAAUCAAUUUUUUUGAUAAACCUUUGCACUCGUCAGAUGUAUGACCAGCUAAUAAUGCUCAUAUUAGUGAGUUCUGGGAACAUAUUAAAGCUGCAGUAUGUAACCGUUUUAAAAUAAACAUUGUUACAUAUUUGUUAAAAUGAUAAUUAUGUCAUGACAGUAUAAAACACAUAAUCUGUGAAAAAAAAAACAACAGUUUCUCUGGCUUCUCCUGGUACCAAAUGCAGAAAUUCACCACACAGAAACAACCAAUCAGCGUGAGGAGGAGGAGGGUCUUAGUGCCGUCAAUCACUCUCGUGCUCAGCUCCUCCUGCUUGCACUUUGCUACGUUACACCUGGUUCUCCACAACAUAGAAUCACAUGAAUGCUAAUGCUAUUUAGCAUAGCCACUGAUGACGGCAGAUUAACAGUUUAUUUGUAACAGUAAGGAGGUUGAUCUACAGCGCUAAGCCCCGCCUCCUGGCUCUGAUUGGUUGAUUUGGACCCAGAGCGAUGCAAUAUUAGCACUAGGAGGUGGAGAACCUCAGUUUUUCAGAUUGUCUCAUAAGAUAAUGUCAACAUUUUGACAGUUUUAAUAAAUAUGGAAAAACGCAUUUCUGUAAAUGUUACGCACUGCAGCUUUAAAGACGAUUA
Molecule: messenger RNA, 2195 nt
Organism: Poecilia latipinna (sailfin molly)
Lineage: Eukaryota; Metazoa; Chordata; Actinopteri; Cyprinodontiformes; Poeciliidae
Gene: csf3a
Product: colony stimulating factor 3 (granulocyte) a
Exons: 5
Coding region: 785-1411 (208 amino acids)
Biological process (GO): positive regulation of myeloid cell differentiation
Molecular function (GO): cytokine activity
Source: RefSeq, a predicted model, not a curated record